UUCAACUUUGCAUCCGUAGAGCUCGCUAGUUUCGUAAAAUCUGUAAAAUUACGCAUGUUUUUUUUUUGUAAAAAUGUAAGGUUUGCGACAGCCGUCUAGUAGGCUAACAGAACAAGUCUGAAUAAUGGUAUCUAUAAUAAAAAAUCAACUUUUGAAGCACUUAUCAAGAUUCACCAAAAACUUAUCAGCAGACAAAAUCAAUCUCAGCACAUUCAAAGGUGAAGGUGAGCUGUCUAACUUGGAACUUGAUGAAAUUGUGCUAACAGAAUUGCUAGAGUUACCAUCAUGGUUAAGGCUCACUAAUGCAUGGUGCAACCGCGUGUCUUUCCGUAUUCAGUGGACCAAGCUGAAAAGUGUACCAAUAUUUCUGAGUUUGGAUGAAGUCCACAUACAAGUAGAGACAUGUGAAGAGCUGCGUUCAAUGUCUACACAGCAAGGUCUGUCAUCGUAUGGCGGCAAUGCAAAGUAUAGUUUUAUCAACAAGGUGAUAGAUGGCAUGACUGUUUCUGUCAAUACUGUACAGGUUACCUUCAAGAGUCCAGCAUUCAUAGCCUCAGUUCAGAUGCAACGCAUUAUGGUAGAAUCCAAGUCACCGUCCUGGCAACGCUGUGAUUUACGAAUGACAAGGUUAAAGGAGCCAGAUCGUGGUCAGUUAUUAAUAUUCAAGGAACUGGAAUGGCAGACAGUUAGGAUUGAAGCUAAGUCUACAAAGGAUGCGGAUCUUACUCCACUUCGAUUGCUUACCAACCAGGCUCGAUGCAGAAUUACCAUUAAGAAGAGAAUAGCAGAUUGUUUCAUCAUGGGUUCACGCUUGGUAUUGAUCUUAGAUGAUCUGUUGUGGGUAUUGACAGACUCACAGCUGAAGGCAGCUCUUCACUUCCUUCAUUCUUUGACUGGGCUUGUGCAGAAAGCAACGGAGUUAACAAGGAUAAAGAAAGCGGCUAGAAAAUUAGAGGUAUUACCUGAAUACCAAGCUCAGGUCUCUCAGCAAACCCAAGGCAAAGAGCCGAAAAGUGCUAUAUCUCGUAUCUUCAGCAGGUAUGAUGUUGUUGAGACUUCCUACCACUUUCUAUGUCAGCGUAUAGAUCUUCACUUGUGUGAUGAUCCUGGAGAUGGGAGGUCAGUUCAUCCCGACUUGAAAGAUGGAGGUGCCCUUCAAAUUAGCUUGCAGCAUUUUCAGGUGGAUUAUUACCCCUAUCAUCUAGCUAUUGGGCAUCGAAAGCACUGGCCCAAAUAUCGGGAAGGGGCAUCUCCCCAUUCACAGUGGUUGGAUCAGGCAUUAGCUGCGUUUCGUAACAGUUUUUUGGAUUUAAUUGAUCAGGGCCGAAUACAGCAUACACCGCUUGUACGCACUCAGGUUGCUCAGCAAGGUCCUAGCAAAACUGGUGCUGCCAGUGAUGGUAAUUAUCAUCAGCAGCAUCAGCACCAGGCCCAGGAAUCACAGAGAAAGUGUCCAACAACAGCAACAACAACAACACAUGGUAGCACUGGUAACCCUGUAAAGAACUAUGUCCUCACACAAUUGGCCAAGCUGAUGACAACUUGUGUAAUACUCAGGAUACAGGAUUUUAUCCUUUACCAAGUAACCACAUCAAAACGCAAACAGAUACCAAAGGAAUUCAUAACAGCUCAACAUAAGAGGAAAACAAAGAUUGGUCCAGGUGAUCGGGACCGCUAUUCUUUGCCUGAGGACCUUCCCAUCUUGCAUGCGGAGUUCACGUACUACUACUACCCAGGCGACAUCCCAUUCCCAUUGCCUCAGCCAAAGUUCUAUGUACAAGUGAAUCCAAUUCAGAUUCACUUCGAUGUGUGUAGCUGUUUAUGGCUCAACUCCUUUGCUCUGAAUCUUCAUCAGUCACUGUUAUCCUCAAAUCCUGAGCAGCAGCAGGCAGCCGCAGCUUUAAUGUAUAUGGAUGUCAAGCUUGAAGCCAUCAUGCCUAGAGUCAUAUUUGAGAGCUCUGCAGAGCAUCCAAAUCAACGAGAUCGUCCAAAAUCUCUUCAUUUUCAAGUGUCGCGUGUCUCGGUGACUAAUGUACGCAGCAUGGAACACAGUUCCAGGGCGGAUUUAGCCAAGUGCAUAGACACAUACCAGCUGGGUUCUCUCUUCUUUGGGGCAGAUUUUCCUGCCUUACCUGAUGAUUACCAUGUGGUAACAGACAAAUUCCUGAAGCAUGUUGCGGGCACAGAUAAUGUCCGGCCGUCUCCUCCUCCACACUUCUCUGCAUCUUCUGUGUCAGAACUGGUACGCAUGUUGAGCCGUGAACUUCUGUGGACAGAAGCAAAAGAUGUGUGGUGUGUGAACUUAGAACCUGUAUGGGGGGAUUUCUUUGGGGCGUCUGCUGUUGGGAGUAAUCGCCCCGUUCCGUUCCUUGAUGCCUUUCCUCUCACAUUGUGGGUCUACGUCACAAUUUCUUCUCCACUUUCUCCUUCUAUGAACUCUAAUGCUUCUUCCCAGUUUGGUGCUGUUUCUGCUAUGAGAAAAGUUCACCCUUCCUUCCCAUCUCCACAAAACAUUCCUCCAACUCUGGCUUCUUCCAAUUCUUCCCUGAGUUACAGUGUUCAGACAGGUACUAGCAUGGGUGGUGAUAAAACUGGCAUAUACCAUGAAGGUUUGAAAACUAGUGAAAUAGGUAAUGAUGUAACCAACAGUAGAAAAUCAGAUUUUUCAUCUUUCAACCACGUUGCUUCAUGGGGCUUCCAGGAUGCUUCCAAAGUAAAUGCUAUAACACAGUCGACUUCUGAUACUUCAAGAACUUCUGCUGGGAGCCAUGUUGACUCUGAGAGAGUAAAGACUGCAGACAUUCAUGUGUUGGCCUACAUAUCAAAUCUGGUCAGCAUUCAAAUUAAUCACUAUCAGUUUCUUUUCCUAUUACGGCUAUCAGAGGAAGCUGCAGAACUGGCAACAUUCUUGGCCCUGGACUCAAAUCGCAUCUUCAAGCAAGAGCUGGGUGGUUCACUAGUCAUGGGUGCGUUAAUACCACAGUUAGAAGUGACGUUUGUAAUGCCAUCUCAGUCUCCUGGUAAGGAGUGUUCGGGUGGGGACCUGGAGUCUGUCCUGCCGGAUUCCGCGAGCAUUCCAGAGGAACUAAUGGGUAUCAGCAACAACUUGGCUGCUAGUAAUAGUAAUGUUACACAGAGCGUAGGUGGUGUUGGUGGCAAAAGAGUGGUUAUGGGAGGGGUGAAUACACCAGUGAGUGAACUUUCAUCAUUGUCAAUGGAUUUCCCGCCCCAUGAAGUUAUAUCUUCCAUCGUCACUGCCUCAACCACACCCGGUGUCAGCUGCACAAAACCAGCUGCAAAUGGGCCUAACCCUGCCACUGCCUUUCCCAACAUUAAUAUUCCUGAUAACCUAAAUGCAGGGAUAAGCUCUGUUAAAAAGGGAUUCAGUAGUCUCAUGACGUCGAUAGACUCGGCACUAAAACCGAGUCCAGAUGAUGCUAGUGACACGGUUUCUUUGAGGAGUGACGCGUCAUCAGACAGUGAGAAUUAUGUUGUUGUGAACAUGUCAGCUGGAGACUCAGGUGCAGCAGAAAGGAGUGUGUUGGAAUGUGUGGAUGCCAUGUUCCGAAUUGAUCCAAAUACUAGUCGUGGAGAGACACCACUGCCUCAGCAAUUAGAGGUUGCAAGUGAGGCAGUACCUGAGGAAGAAGAUGCAACAGCUACCACCACUACACCCAGUGAACGUUCGGUUGACAGUUCUUAUAAGAGGAGGGAUUUGGUAUCCAUGUCCACUUUCAAGCUGGGAAAGGUUGAAUUUGUACAGCAGUCCCAGGGGUUUUCGUCUGCUAUAAAGGUGCAGGUGUCAAGUCUCACCUCUGAUGAUUGUGGAGCAAUCCCUUGGGAUGAGUUUCAGAGCAAAUUUAGUUGUCGUUCCCGUGCUUGGAUGGAAGUUCCGUUGGAUGCUGCCGGCCGUCCCUGUGCUCGGAUACGACUGGACCAUACGGUGAAUCCAGGUGUGAUCCCUGACAGGACAAGCUUCAAGGAGUGGUGUAAAGAUCACAUGCAAAUUAAGAUCAGCGACUUGAGUUUGGAUCUCAAUAUGAGCACUGUGGCAGGUCUGGCUGAUCUGGUUGAGGAUGAAGUGAUUCCUCACCCGCUACCUAUGCAAAUGGUGCUUGAUAAUAUCAAACUUUGUUUAAAUGAAGAUCGUCCUUCCACCAACAUAACUUCACCGGGUCCAGUCCCUAUAAAUUUAGAGGUAUCAGAGUUGAUUGUGAACAGAGGAUCAGAUGGCGUAUUCCACAUAGAACCACCAGUGGAAGCAGUUCAGCGAACUGGAGAUGUAUCUAGUUGUGGUGGGAUUCUAAGUGAAGAUACUGUUAGACACCUAGCAGCUCUGGAACAUUCCAACAGACAGCUGCAAGCAGAGAAUGCAGAACUGAAACGGAGAUUGACUGCUUUAGAGAGAGUAUCAAAGGAGAACCACACCCUGCGUCAGUCAACGGAGGAGAGCCAGAUUUUACGAUCUUGUCUAGCGACUGCUCAAGAUGAUGUUGCUUCUCUGUUGGAAGAGAAGCGGUCACUACUAGACCGUAUGCGACACCUGCAGGAUCAAGUGGACCAAUCGCAACGCAGCAAGAGAUAGCAGAAGUGUUUCAAAUGCUGUAGUGCCAAGAGAGCAUCAUAGUAGUGGCAGUAAUACCAGCCAUUUGUUCUGUGAAAUGGUUGUUUGUUUGGAAGAAGGUUUAUUUCUGUUUAUGUUCUAUACAAACCGUGGAAAAUAGUAAUAAUACUUCAUUUCUAAAAACCUAUCAACUCCAUUUUCAUGCAGUGAUUUCAGAUAAAGUAAAAGUACUUAAAUAAUCAAUUAGUUUUUAAACAUUUGAUUAUUGUGAUGUAAAUUUAUAUUUUUGUUUUGAAUGCAUGAUAUAUAAUCUGCAUUUUCUUUGCAUAAUCGCAAUAAAGUAACUAGGAUAUGUUCAGUCACAAUAUGUUACUGGAAAUAUUUUAUGUGAUCUAUGAUUUCUUUUUGAACUUUGCCUGGUGAUAUUCACAUAGUGUGAAGUAAUAGACAAAGAAAGAUCUGUGAAAAAGAAUAAGUUGCUGCUGCUACUUUACUUCUGUUACAGUAUCAAAAGUACUUAAUUUUUUGUCAAAAACUGUUUCAUUUUGCCAUGUUGUAUGCAUGUUUGCUAGAAUUCUACUUGUCCAUUUGGAUCUUAUGUGACAGUAUUUUUCAUGUUUCUUGCAAACAGUUUAUUGUAAGAUAUUUAUGGUAUUGUCUGACACAUCUACUUCCUAUGUGGGAGGUCCAAGUUUCGGAUCUUUGUCUGGAGACUAGUUAUCCUGACUAACGUAUUUUGUGGUUUUCCUCAAUCCCACCAGGCAAAUUCCAGGAUAGUCCUUUAAAUUAGGCCAUGACAACUUCUUUCUAUAAGCUUUCUAAUAUAUUAUUCAUUAACUAUCCUAUCAUUCAAUACUCUGAGCAACUUAUGUCGUUAAAUUACUGAAAUAGAUUUUGGUCUGUUUUGGAGUUGCUAGGUUUAGUAAAUGAAGUGUUAAAGUUAAUAAUAAUAUUAUAGAUAAUUUUCCAUGGUUUUCUUUCAAGUGUUCUUUGGUAAAAUGUGAUUGCUAGAUUUAUUGCAGUACCUAUAUCUUUUUUUCCUUCUUCUUAGGUUUCUAUUAAGAUAUACUUUUCUAGCAGGGUUAUUAAAGUUUAAGAGUUUUCACCCAAAAUAUCUAGUGUAUAUUUUUGUAAUUUGUAUUAGAAGGAUUUGGAUAAUUUGAUAUUAAAUUACAGAGGAACCAUGGUGCUAAAAUCAACCCUUAAACCCUAAAACCCUUAAAAAUAAAUAAAAUCCUGUUAACUGAAAUAGAAAAGGGAAAGCAGAAAUAUAAAACUUGUAUCUGUCUAUCCAAAACUUUUAGCAUUCUAAUGAAAAUGCUAUGGAUGUUGGACAUUCAUAACAGUCCCAGUGUUUCAACUUAUAAAAUAUGUGUGUUACGUUUCCCAUUAAGUUAUUUUCGCAUUAACAGAACAGUCAGUCUUUAAUGAAUUACUGGGAAAGAAAUAAAGCUGUGGCGCAUCUACAAUAUCUUAUAAAGCUGUGGCUAUUCCGAUUUCAUUUGGGGAUCAGGCUAUAUUGCUAUUUGCCCCUUGUCGUAACUUGUUUUAUUUAGUAUGUAUUUUUAGCAGCUGUCAUCUAGGCAAGCAAAUACAUAAAUUUGGCAGAACUCAGUGUCUGUGUCUUUGCUGUUUUCUCAUAGAUAAGCUUUUCUGAAAGUGGGAAUCUUUUAAAUGAGUAGGUGAAUGAAUGUUUCUGUUGAACCUUUGAUGUAUUUAAAUUCCCACUGACUGAAGUUUUACCUGAACAGUACUAAUUAUUUAAUCAUAACUGUAAUGACUUGCUGGUAUAGGUUAUGAAAACAGUAAAGACACUGUGAACAUUUACACUUUUUUAAUGCAUAUGAAAGUGUACAUAUACAGAAAUUUACUCUAAAAAAACUUAUUUUUUCCUCAGGUAUAAUGUGAUAUAUAUAUUUUAUCUAUUGUAAUGUUCUUGAAUACUGUUUCUGUUUCUUCUCUUUUUUCGUGUUACUUAAACAUAGCAUCGCUGUAGUUAUGUAUUUUCUGUUGCUUUUUAGUUUGCCAUUGAUAAUUAGUCUACAGAAGUUAAAGUUAUGAUUGUCAAAAUGACUUGAUGUUUAGUCACAUCAGAUUUAAAAGUACUCUUUGUUGGCCUUCCAGUAUGACAUUCAGAAAUGUUUAGUGAAUCAUAUGCGUUCACUGCUACUCAUUAAGAAGAAAGGAGUUAAUUUCUUGCCACAAUUAAUUAAGAUUUACUGCACUUUUUUUUUGAUUUAUUAAACUGCACCAUGGAAAUAAUAUUGGAUUUUAUAUUUUUUUUGGGGAAUGCACAUUAUGAACUGGUGAGAGAAAGGCGCAUAUAAUAUAUGAUGUAUACUGAAAUAUGACGAGAUUUUUGUGCUAUAAAAUAUCUCGUAUCUUCAAAAAUUAUAUUCCCCCUAAUAAUUUAUGAAUAUGGACUAGUUUGGACUAUGUAAAUAUUGAUAUGUACAGCUUUGAGGAUAGUUACCAAUUUAAUCCUGAUCAGCAUUUAGUGUCAUCUAGUAAUACAAGCUAAUUACUACCUUUGUGUAUGAAUGAUGUAUUCAUAUCUCGCGUGGUGGAAAUAAGCAGUAGAUUAUGUAGCAGAAGUUGGUACCACCAUAUGGGUACUCUGCAUGUAAGGAGAGAGUACUGAAUGUGGGUGCAAGUUAUGAUGUGUUCUUUGCUCACCAGUUUUUGUUUAUUUACUUACUAUUACUGGUUGGAAUGAGAUGUUCCCCACAUAUAUCUUCUGUGGUCAGCUUUUAUAUAAUUCUAAAAUGAAAUCAGACACUGAGAUGCCAUCGUAAACUGUACACAAAUUUAUAUGAAUUAACUAGCUAGUAUUUACUAAUAUACUUCCAUACAUAAAAUUUAAUGGAAUUAUAAUUGAAUGCAGCCAUUGCUGUUGAAAUUUACAUAAAAAAUAUGCAUCUUUGCAGAGUCAAAAUUAUGGGAUUUGUAGAAGCUGUUUGUUGAUAUUUGUUGCUUGUUUUGUUGUGGUGUUUUGAAGUUGUAGGCAGAAGAGAAUUGUGCUAAUGGUUUACUGGAUUCCAAGAUGACUGCAGUCCUUCGUGAACUGUGAAAUAAGUGUGGAAGGGUGCAUUCCAGAAUUCAGAACACAUAUUUUUCAGUGUCUUAUUUUUUACUUUGUAUUUCUCAUUUAAUGUGGAUGCAAGUCAGUUCCAUUUCUUACCGCUUGUUUCAUCUUUUCCAACUUGUGUUUAACAGCCCAUACGGUAUAAUACAAUUUCCAAUUUAAUAAAUAAGACUGAAGAGGUCCAUUUAUUUUCAGACCUAAGCACUUCUAAUUGCGUAAUUUUCAUGUUUAUCUCAUUCGGUUGCGAUGUCAUCUUGGGGACAAGCAGUUUUAUCUGACAGAUGCAUAACAGGUUAUGGAGGUGUUUCAUGUCAUUCCUUGUAAAUGAAAUUCCUCAUAAAUAAUGCCUUCAUGAUCACUGUUCUUUGGUAGCAAUGGAUAGGUAAUGUGUGGAAGAAUUAACUGUUGUGUGAUACAACUUGUUCAUGUCUGUCAUAUUUGGUUAAUCAAGGUGUCAGUACAACACUUUACUUCAGUGGUGUCUCAUGUAAUAUAGCUGUUUGGUGUUAUUGUAGAUAUGUGUAUGUAUUUUCAGCCAUGCAGAUGUGUUGAGAAUAUUAAGGGCAGGUAAUUUAUAACUAAAACAUUAAAAUCAUUUUAUCUUUUUUUUAUAUCUGAACAUAUCUUACAUGCUUAAGGCAUUUUAGUUAAAUGAAAAAUCGAAGAAAGUUUGUGUUCAUAUAGUUUAUUUGCUCAAAGCAAGUAUCAUUACUUGAAAAAUACUGUAAUUCAUACAUACCACCUUCUGUUUACUGAGUUUCCAUAAAUUGUGUUUUGGAUUGUAUUUGCCAAUUAUACCUGUCAAUACAUAUUGUAACAAAUGUUGAUACUUGCUUAACCUACGUAAAGAAAUCGUCCUUUCCAUACUUAAAUAGCAAAGCUUGAAAGCAUGAAUUUUCAUAUAUAAAAAGGUGUUAAUUUCAAGAGACAGGGAGAGCUCAAUGAUAAUUCUUAAUGCUUUACUGUUGUUAUAUAUAAACCAAAUGUUUGUUGCAUUUGAUCAAGAACCAGUAUGAUUUGAAACAUAACCUUCAGCCUUUAUGUUGGAAGUCUUGUGUGGUUAGAGUAGGUGUACCUAUAAGAAGGAUAUUUUUAAUUAUCCUUCUCCCUGUACAGACAGACUGAUAAGUACUAAAGUUUUAUUUUAUUACGGUCUGUUAUACUCAAAAGUAGAAAUUUCAUUUCAGUCUGAGCUUAGUGAAUUAGUAACUGUACGUGUACUGUGAAUGUGAUAUUGUUGUGUAAGGUUUAAGGUUCUCACUGCGGUGAAAUUGUUGAUUGUGGUCAGUCUUCAGCACAUAUGACCUGAAGACAGAAUUUGUUAUUCAAAACUACCUACAAGACUGCAUGGUAUCACAUCCUAGAAGGCUAUAAUCAACAUCUUAAUAUUGCCUUAGAAUUGAUUUAUGAUGUAAGGUUGAAAAAACAUACACACAGUUGCAAUAUGUAGAAACUUGAUACAAUAUUCAACAUUUCUGAGCAAGGAAGACACAUCUUGAUAAGAAACAGAGAAUGUGAAUUUUAUGCAUUUAGAGUCUGAAAGAAAGAGGGAUCUUGUUUAUUCAUAACAUAAAAGGUGGAUGUCUAACAUGAAUUAAAUUAAUAUAGUAACAUUAUGACUGGUAAUGACAUAUGUCUAACUAACUUCAUGGAGCAGAGUCCCUCUUGGGAAGCUGAUAGUACUGUCAAGAAAUUUCUCAUCUUCUAUAGAAGGUAUUAUUAAGUCUUAAAACUAGAUGUUUAAUGGUUACCUUGUACUACAUAUUGAUAUUUAAAAAUAACCAACCUGUGAGUUUAAAAAAAACUUAAAAGGGCAGGUAACUUUUUACUGUGUGAAUAGAAACUUGUAGUGGCAUUUUGUCUCUAACUAAGCAUUUCAUGCCAUAUUUAAUGAAGGUCAGAUAUUGUUUAUGAUAAAAAAUAACAAUCUUUAUAUGCUUCCUUGUGUUGAAAUUUGAAUGUGUGUCAUGUAUCAUUUCUUUGAAAAUGUUGGAUGUAUCUUGUGGCAAACUGCUAUAGGAAUGCAGUAUUCCAAGAUAAUUUGAUGUAUACAUGUGGGUCUUAUUUCUGAACAAUUCUUUAAGCUCUUGGAAUGUGCCUAAGAUAAGGUUAACACAUUCUUCAUAUUUUGAGCAACACGUGUAAUAACCAGUUCAAACAGGCUUAUUGGUUUUUUCAAAGUUUCACACUUGUGAAAAUGACUUACAUAUUUAAGGGAACAUUAUGUUUUAUCUAAUAAUCUUGCUUAAAUGACAAAACUGUAUUGUAGGUUGAUUUUAACAAUCUUUAUUAACAUUUAAAUGAUUUAAAAAUGCUAUCUAUAUUGGAUUAUAUUUUAUGUUACUAAAUACCAGUCAUUACUGUGGUUGUUACUACAAAUGCAAUAGAAGGUUGUUUCAUUUAUGGAAAAUACGCAGUACUAUAAAGACAUGGUACAGAUUUGUUACAGUUAUGAUGUAAAUGCAUUUUGUCUUUUGGAAUUUAAUAUGUAUGUACAUAGUGGCUUUUAAAUAUGGGGAACAUAUUAUGUGAACAAAUACAAUGUGUAGGUGUUUUGAAUAUGUGCCUCAUCUGGUUCUAGUCAGUUGUUGAUCCAGAUAACUAAUCAUCAUCACCUCUGUUAAAAGCUGCAUAUCUAUUUAUGAACAGAAUUAAUUCUUUUGAUUUUAUUGUGGAAUAUAAGUUUUGCAGUUUUGUGAAGGAGCACUGUGUUGGGAUUCACUUUAUUAUUAUUAAUUCUCCAUUACAAGUAGAUUUAAUACAAGUACAUGGAUUGCAAAGAUAAUUGAUAAUACAAAACUCAAAAGGAAAAUAAUGUGGCCAAGAAAUAUGAAUAAGAAAGGAAAUGUGAUUUGUAAUGUAAUUAAACAUUUAAGUCUGUGAUUAGCAAAUAGUGACAGACUUCCAUUAUAAUAGUUAUGGUAGAUUUUUUGCAUUUUCUGAAAUUUUUGCUAGUAACAUAAGAAAAACAAAGGUAAAAUGCUUACAGAUUCUGUCACUAUAUGGAAUUCACAUAUUUCCGUUCAGUGAGCAUUAGUGCAGAGAAGAAUAAAAAUGAACAUUGUAUUUCUUAUGAAAGCGUCCAUAGUAAUAAUAUGGCAAAUCAAAAGUCAAUCCAAUUGUGGGACUGAAACUAGAAAUAAGUAAACAGUUGCAUAAUAAGGAGUUGCACUUCAGAAUAGUAGCCAUGCUGGAAGUCAAAGCAUACUUAGUUAUUCCAUUGUCAUAUUCAAAUGGGAAUCAGGUUGUGUAUGUGUGUUCUAUUCCACUGCAACAGUUGAAUUCAAGCAGUUGUGAUUUUGGAGUUGAGAUUAUUUUAUAAUACCUGUAACAUAUAGAUUUAUAUAUUUUUUUUUGGUUUAAAGCAAGAAUACUGUAUGUGAGUAGCAUUGUUAUGUACAUUGGAAUCAGAACACUGUAAAGGAGUGUAGCAUGUUUAUUUGUUGAAAAUAAUAUAUAAAUCUGUCAUUUA
This is a messenger RNA of Zootermopsis nevadensis, 11121 nucleotides long. The record is from RefSeq and is a predicted model, not a curated record. NCBI's taxonomy places the organism in Eukaryota, Metazoa, Arthropoda, Insecta, Blattodea, Termopsidae.